This is a messenger RNA of Poecilia latipinna (sailfin molly), 2531 nucleotides long. RefSeq names its product protocadherin gamma-A12-like. The transcript is spliced from 2 exons. The record is from RefSeq and is a predicted model, not a curated record. Lineage: Eukaryota; Metazoa; Chordata; Actinopteri; Cyprinodontiformes; Poeciliidae. Gene Ontology annotation, cellular component: plasma membrane. Bases 126 to 2531 code for a protein of 801 amino acids. Gene Ontology annotation, molecular function: calcium ion binding. Gene Ontology annotation, biological process: homophilic cell-cell adhesion.
CCACCUACUGUCAUAGCUUUACUAAGAUGUAGAAGAUUGUGCUUUUCAUUGUGUUUCGUGCUGAGCGAUAAUUUGGUCAUUUUUUAAAGCAUUUCUACAAACGCCUGCAAACGCAUUGUUUUACGAUGAUGCACCCGAAACACGAACGGUUUCGGGUGCUUGUUCUGAUCCACCUCUUUGUUUCCCUUUUUGGAACAAGACAUCUCGUCCAAGGAGAUCUGAGCUAUUCUUUUCCAGAAGAGAUGAAACUAGGAUUCAUUGUUGGAAAUGUUGCCAAGGAUCUUGGAGUUGAUCUCAAUACAUUAUCUUCUCGAAAGGCCCGUGUGGAUAUUGAAGGGACUCGGAAACGCUGCUGUGACAUUAAUAUGAACACCGGGGAUUUAAUCACAUCGGACAGAAUUGACAGAGAAAGCCUUUGUGGUAAGAAACCCUCGUGUGUCGUGAAAAUCGACCUGGUGUUAGAAAAUCCUUUGGAGCUUCAUCGAGUCAGUCUUCAUGUACAAGAUGUGAAUGAUAAUCCGCCUAAAUUCAAAAAGAAUUUAAUCGAAAUGGAAAUAAGGGAGUCUGCAGAUAAAGGGAGCCGCUUCUCUAUCGAGGAGGCCCAUGAUGCGGACAUGGGUCAAAACGACGUUCAAAGAUACGUACUUGAAAAGAAUGAUAAUUUUAUACUUUCAGCGGAUAGUAAAAGGGUUCAGCUACAAUUGGAAAAUAAUCUCGAUCGAGAGAAACAAAAGGAAAUUAAUUUGCUUCUAACAGCUAUAGAUGGCGGAUCUCCCCAGAGAUCGGGUACUGUGGUCAUACAUGUUACAGUGCUAGAUGCUAAUGAUAAUGCCCCAGUGUUUACUCAGGCUGUUUAUAAAGCAAGGGUGCAGGAAAACGCACCACCAGAAACACUGGUGAUUACUGUUAGUGCUACUGAUGCAGAUGAAGGAGUGAACGGAGACGUGAUUUAUGACUUUGGACAUGUGUCUGAAGAAAAUCUAGAUAUAUUUUCGCUUGAUCCAAAAACUGGACAAAUGAAAGUAACGGGUGUGAUCGACUUUGAAGAAACAAUUUCAUUUGACAUUAGCGUUGAAGCCAAAGAUGGCUUAGGACUGACAUCAUAUGCUAAAGUGUUAAUAGACGUUAUCGAUGUGAAUGAUAAUGCACCAGCUAUUUAUCUAAACUCCAUGUCCAGCAACACACCUGAAAGUAUACCACCUGGUACAGAGGUGGGAAUCAUUAAUGUUCAAGAUAGAGACUCUGAGAAAAAUGGACAGGUCCGCUGCUUCAUCCAGCAAAAUGUCCCUUUUAAAUUAAUUCCUUCUAUUAAAAACUAUCAUUCUCUAGUGACCACAGGACACCUGGACCGUGAACUAGUAUCUGAUUACAACAUUACAAUCACUGCCACUGAUGAGGGCUCUCCACCUCUGUCUUCCUCUAAAACUAUUCAGUUGUCUGUAGCUGACAUCAAUGACAACCCACCUGUGUUUGAGGAACAGUCCUACAGCGCAUAUGUGAGUGAAAAUAACAAACCUGGCUCAACUUUAUGCUCCGUUACUGCUCGAGAUCCUGACUGGAGACAAAACGGUACAGUGAUUUAUUCUCUGUUACCUGGUGAGGUGAACGGUGCCUCGGUGUCCUCCUAUCUAUCUGUUAAUGGAGACACAGGAGUGAUCCACGCUGUGAGGUCAUUUGACUAUGAACAGUUCAGGAGUUUUAAAGUCCAAGUGAUGGCCAGAGACAAUGGUUCUCCUCCUCUCAGCAGCAACGUGACUGUCAGUGUGUUCAUAUCUGAUGUAAAUGAUAACUCUCCUCAGAUCCUGUACCCGGCACCAGAGGGCAGCUCCUUCAUGACUGAGUUAGUCCCUAAAGCUGCACAUGGAGGGUCUCUGGUGUCCAAAGUGAUAGCAGUGGACGCAGACUCUGGACAGAACGCCUGGCUUUCAUAUCAUAUUGUCAAAGCCACAGAUCCUGGACUUUUCAGUAUUGAUAUACACAGUGGAGAGAUCAGGACACAGCGGGACAUUUCAGAAUCUGACAGCAUGAAACAGAACCUGAUUGUUGCAGUGAAAGAUAAUGGACAGCCCUCUCUGUCUGCUACCUGUUCCAUGUAUUUACUUAUUUCUGAUAACUUGGCUGAAGUGCCAGAACUGAAAGACAUUUCUUAUGAUGAGAAGAACUCCAAGUUGACCUCUUAUCUGAUCAUUGCGCUGGUUUCUGUGUCCACUUUCUUUCUGACCUUCAUCAUCAUCAUCCUGGGUGUGAGGUUUUGUCGCAGGAGAAAGCCCAGAUUGUUGUUUGAUGGAGCAGUAGCCAUACCAGGAGCUUAUCUUCCCCCAAAUUACGCAGAUGUUGAUGGUACAGGGACUUUACACAGCAACUACAAUUAUGAUGCCUACCUGACAACAGGCUCUAGAACCAGUGACUUUAAGUUUGUAUCAUCUUACAAUGACAACACGCUGCCUGCUGACCAGACUCUGAGGAAAAGUCCGACAAAGUUUAUUGAUCCUUUUGAAGGAUUGAAGACACCUGAAGAGGUAGGAAACUAA